GCGGUUCUCUUGAGUCUGCAGGCAGAACGCCCAAGCCGAGCCGCGAUGCCCAACCAGCGCUCGGGGCGGGGCCUCGGCCCAGGUGCGCGGCGGCGGCGGCGGUGCUUCGCGGAGGCAGGAAGUGUGUCCCCAGCGGCGGCCCGUGCAGCGCUCCCGCGAGACGCUCACCUGCGCCCCAGGUGAGCGGCGAGGGGGGCGGGGGGAGGGGCCGAGCCGGAGGCCGCUCACCUGGUGGGACAGGUGCCUGGCAGCAGCAGACCAUGCAAUGAGCCAUGCCCCGCCCUGGACACCCCCGCCCAUCAUCUGGGCCCCCACGCUUGGGACCCUGGGAGCGGCCAACAGAGCUGUGCCUGGAAACAUAUGAUGAGCCAUCCCAGCCCCCACCAAGCCGCCGCACCCGCAGGCCAGACCCUAAGGACCCUGGCCGCCAUGGGCCUGAGAGCCUUAACUUCAUCUCUGGCUCUGCCGAGCCUGCUACUGAGCCUCCAGCCUGCUGCCUGCUCUGGCAACCCUGGGUAUGGGACUGGUGUCGAGCUGCCUUCUGCUUCCGCCGCUGCCGAGAUUGCCUCCAGCGCUGUGGAGCCUGUGUUCAGGGCUGUAGUCCCUGCUUGUCCACUGGGGACCCCCCUGAAGGGGCUGCUGAAGGCAACUGGGCCAAGGAGCACAACGGAGUACCCCCAAGCCCCGACCGUGCCCCUCCCAGCCGGCGAGAUGGCCAGCGGCUCAAGUCAACCAUGGGUAGCAGCUUCAGCUACCCUGACGUCAAGCUCAAAGGCAUCCCUGUCUAUCCCUACCGCAGCACCACCUCCCCAGCCCCUGACGCGGACUCCUGCUGCAAGGAGCCACUGGCUGAGCCCCAACCUACACGGCAUAGUCUUCCGAGCACCCUUGCCAGCAGCCCCCGUGGCUCCGAGGAAUACUACUCCUUCCAUGAGUCGGACCUGGACCUUCCUGAGAUAGGCAGUGGCUCCAUGUCAAGCCGAGAGAUCGAUGUGCUCAUCUUCAAGAAGCUAACAGAGCUGUUCAGUGUACACCAGAUCGACGAGCUGGCCAAGUGCACAUCAGACACUGUGUUCCUGGAGAAGACCAGUAAGAUAUCGGACCUUAUCAGCAGCAUCACCCAGGACUACCACCUGGAUGAGCAGGAUGCUGAGGGCCGCCUGGUACGCGGAAUAAUUCGCAUCAGUACCCGAAAGAGCCGCGCUCGCCCGCAGACUGCAGAGGGGCGCUCACACCGGGCUGCUGUGACUGCUGCUGCCCCUGACAGUGGCCAUGAGACCAUGGUGGGCUCAGGGCUCAGCCAGGAUGACCUCACAGUGCAGAUCUCCCAGGAGACGACUGCAGAUGCCAUCGCCAGGAAGCUGAGGCCUUAUGGAGCCCCAGGUUACCCAGCCAGCCACAGCUCAUCCUUCCAGGCCACCGACACAGACUCAUCAGGGGCACCCCUGCUCCAGGUGCACUGCUAACCCCCACCAGGCCCAGGGGCUGCAACCCCUUCUGAGAGCAGCACAGCCUACAGCAUGAAGAGGGGACCAGGACCCCCUCUGGGGGAGGCUGGGCCAUGAGACCAGACACAGCGCCCGCUCUGACUCCUGCCUUGCUGACUGGUUCCUGGACCAUGUGCAUUUCACUGGGCUUUGGUGCCCACAUCCACCCGGAUCCCUAACCGGGCUGACUUCUGCGGGGUCUGUUCCUUCCUGCCUGACCUUUAGGUGGCCUAGGUCAUGGAAAGCAAAGACAGGCAUUACCUUCUGAGGUCUAUCCCAUAACAUAAGCCCCAUAAUGAAUAACGCGAACAUCCCCCUCCCAGGACAGGGAAUGGGGAAUGACAGCUAAAAGCAGUUUGUCUUAAAUGGACUGGAUUGGGGCCAGGCAGGGCCUCUGUGUGGAAUUCUGUGGGCAGUGUCCACUCCACGUUAUGUCCUGUUGAGCAGUUUGGCUCUUGGCUGACGUUGAUAUGCUAUCAUGACCUUAAUUGCAAGUACAAAGGUAAUAGACAUCUACCUGCCAUCGCA
Molecule: messenger RNA, 2015 nt
Organism: Manis javanica (Malayan pangolin)
Lineage: Eukaryota; Metazoa; Chordata; Mammalia; Pholidota; Manidae
Gene: KDF1
Product: keratinocyte differentiation factor 1
Biological process (GO): regulation of epidermal cell division; keratinocyte development
Cellular component (GO): cell junction
Source: RefSeq, a predicted model, not a curated record